GGUUUCAGACUGAGAUGCUUCUGGAGAGAGGGUUGCUGGUGGGCUGGGUGUGCCUACACUUCUGCCUCCAUGGGGCCAAUGCAGACUUGACCAGAUAUAGAAAUAUUCGACCCAAGCCAGAAAAGAUCCUCAAGCCAUGUGCCUUUCCAUUCAUCUAUGAGAAUGUGAGGUAUGAGCACUGCACAACAGUGAAUAGUGACUUUGCCUGGUGCUCAGUGGAUUCCAUCUUCAAUGGGAAGUGGCGCUACUGUGUUAGUACAGACCCUCCAGCAUGUAAGUUUCCAUUCCUCUUCGGGAAGAAGCUGUACCAUGCCUGCACGACGGAUGGGUAUGUGCUGGGCAAGACCUGGUGUGCCCUGACCCACAACUACAACAUGAACGGGUUGUGGAAACCAUGUUCACCCAAUGAUUUGUGAAGAGGAGGCCCUUCUGUCAUAGCCUGCUUUCCUGGAAGAUCCUGGCUCCUCCUCCUAUAGUGAUGAGUUCAUGGAGUCCCCAGCCACUCACUGUAGGUCUCCUUUAAGUGACACAGGCUCCCAGUUCCCCCAGCAGCAGGGGAAAUUCUGGCCCUUGCAUUCUGUGAAUACUCCACUAGGUAGAUGAACCCUGCACUCUGGUGUCCUUCCUCUGGCUCUUUUCUUGCCUGACAGUACUAUGGCUUUCCUUUUGCCCUCCUUUCCUCUUGUCCUGUCCUGCCUACCCUCAGGGAUUCAUUGAGUGUACCUCCAAGGUCAACAAAUUUAGGAAAAGAACAGACCUUAGAGACCACCACUUCUCUGUCCUCAGUUUUACAACAGGGGAAUCUAAGGUUGGAGAGAAAAAUAUCCUCAUUGGUUGCAUGUUAAACCUAUCUAUGUCCCUAACAUUACCCCUUACCCUAAGAAAAUCCCUCUCCCUAAUCCCAUUCCCAUCCCCAACCCCAUCUCCCUCUCCCCUGGUUUUAUUUCUGUUCAGAAGCCCCUUUUUGAGAUCCACAAGUAGUAGAUGGGAAGAGAAACUUAGGUCUAGGGAAAGGAUGUCUAGGUAUAUGAUACCUCAUUAAGGCCAGAAUGCUCUGAUAACUUGGGACUUGGAGUCCUUAAAGAAAUUAGGACCUUGAGGCCCAGAACUCUCUGUCUCUGACAGCGUGUGCUGACUUUACCCCAAGGUGUGGAAGUGAGUAGAGUGAGGGGACCCCCUGCCCACUUCUUGAAUAUUUACCACCUGGAGAAAGACUGCCUCAGUAGUCAUGGGAUCUACCUCCAGCAGGGGAUCAAGCCCUUGGGAGCUCCAGUUGGAGCCCUGGCUCAGAACUAAAGCUAGUUGGGAAUUACAUGCCCUCUUUUUUAAGCAAACAGGGUGAAAUGGAGAUUCACACUUUCAUAAUCAAUCCUAUAUGCUCCACAGUGUGUGUGGUAACCCUCAUUUUUGUUCUUAAAUU
Vombatus ursinus (common wombat) is the source of this 1420-nucleotide messenger RNA. Its product is annotated as binder of sperm protein homolog 2-like. The transcript is spliced from 5 exons. Bases 15 to 416 code for a protein of 133 amino acids. Lineage: Eukaryota; Metazoa; Chordata; Mammalia; Diprotodontia; Vombatidae. Gene Ontology annotation, molecular function: heparin binding. Gene Ontology annotation, cellular component: cell surface. The record is from RefSeq and is a predicted model, not a curated record.